AUGUUGCUAACCAGGCCUCUCCCAUUGCUCAGUCUUCGCGCUAUUGUUGUACUUGCCUGUGGGCGAGACCACCUUCAUUCGCAAGUCUUUGAUCAUCAUGUUGCUCUUGCAAAGAGGCAGGAGACCGUGUUCCCUCCUGUCCUUGACCAGAAUGAAGCCAUCUUGCUCAAUUCCUUUGACAACGCUACCAUCGAAAGUUGGAGCUACUACUAUACUCACGGUCUGCAUGUGGCAGGUACGAAUCAAUCAAUGGCUCAGUGGACAGCUGAUCGCUGGAAUGAAUACGGUUUCACGGCAGGUUUGGUGUCAUACUAUGUCUACCUGAAUUACCCAGUGUCACACUCAUUGACCGUAUCAUUCGCCAACGGGUCAACUUUCGCACCGCUACUUGAGGAGGAAGUAUUGACAGAGGACGAGACCACUUCUUAUCCGAACAGAGUACCCACUUUCCACGGCUACUCUUUUACUGGCGAUGCUGAAGGGGAGUACGUCUACGUCGGACGCGGACAGAAAGUCGACUUCGAACGUCUGAAGGCCUUGGGCGUGCAACUGGAAGGAAAAAUUGCACUGGCGCGCUAUGGCGGUCCAUUCCGCGGACUCAAAGUCAAGAACGCCCAAGAGUAUGGUAUGGUGGGGUGUAUCAUCUUUACAGACACCGCUGAUGAUGGAAACAUCACGGAGGCGAAUGGCUAUGCAGCCUAUCCCGAUGGACCAGCGCGAAAUCCUACCUCAGUGCAGCGCGGGAGCGUCGAGUUUCUCUCUACGUAUCCUGGUGAUCCUGAAACCCCAGGCUACCCAUCCAAGCUUGACUCUCCACGGUCAGACAGAUCUGUAGUGACACCUCAGAUACCGUCUCUGCCGAUUUCGUGGAAAGAUGCGCAACCCCUUAUUCAAGCUCUUGAUGGGCACGGGCCAGACGGCAAGACAAUAAACCGCACCAAUUGGAUCGGGAAGCUUAAUGCCACUUAUUCGAGCGGACCUGCUCCAGGAACUACUAUCUCUAUGUCUAACGUCAUGCGAGAUGAGAUCACUUGGAUCUGGGACAGUAUUGGUAUCAUUAAUGGCACUAAUGAAGACGAAGUCAUCGUCCUCGGCAAUCACCGUGACGCCUGGAUUGUUGGUGGUGCAUCUGAUCCCAACUCCGGCUCUGCUGUAUUGAUAGAGAUGGCCAAAGCAUUUAGCGCACUGUUGAAGACUGGCUGGAAACCCAAGCGUACCAUUGUCUUUGCUUCCUGGGACGCAGAGGAGUAUGGAUUGCUUGGCUCCACCGAAUGGGUUGAAGAGUACAUCCCCUGGCUGAAGGAGUCGGCGGUGGCUUAUCUCAAUCUUGACGGUGCCGCUUCCGGUCCAAAUCCAGAUCUAUCCGCUUCGCCCGAAUUGCACAAGAUCGCAACAGAAACCAUGAAGAAGGUCAUCUACCCGUACCAUGGCUAUAACAAUCUGACAUACUACGAUGUGUGGUAUGGCUUGAGCAAGGGCACAGUCGGCGUGCUUGGAUCAGGCAGCGACUAUACCGCGUUUGUGCACAAUGGCAUUGCUUCUUUGGAUACGGGCUGUGGUGGGGGAGCCAGUGAUCCUGUUUAUCAUUACCACUCAAAUUACGACAGCUUCCACUGGAUGACCACUUAUGGCGAUCCUGACUUCCUUGCCCAUAAGGCUGUCGGGCAACACUUGUCCUUACUGGUGUACCAUCUCGCGAACGACGACAUUAUACCUUUCGACGUCGAGAACUACGGCGUGCAGAUGAGCCGAUAUUUGGGCGAACUCACCGAGUUCGUUGAGUCGGAGAAUGCCACUGCCGUGGUUGACCUCUCUCCACUUGAGACCGCCAUCUCAACUUUCAACACUUCAGCUGAGGCUAUGACUUCUUUCAUCCAAGCUGCGUCGACGGAGGCCGAUAUCAAACUGGUCAACAGCAAACUAAGAGACUUCAGUCGGGGGUUCGUCUCUCAAGGUGGCUUGCCGACCAGAGAGUUCUACAAGCAUGUUGUCUUCGCGCCAGGGUUGGACACGGGCUACGCUCCAGUCGAAUGGCCAGGUAUUACGGAGGCCAUUGACGCCGGCAAUUUGACUCUUGCGCAGCUCUGGGUGGAGAAGUCAGCGAGGGCCGUGGAGUUUGCUGCGAGGAUUCUGGCGCCGUAG
Messenger RNA from Cladophialophora bantiana CBS 173.52, 2142 nucleotides. RefSeq lists its product as uncharacterized. The record is from RefSeq and is a predicted model, not a curated record. The transcript is spliced from 3 exons. Gene Ontology annotation, molecular function: carboxypeptidase activity. NCBI's taxonomy places the organism in Eukaryota, Fungi, Ascomycota, Eurotiomycetes, Chaetothyriales, Herpotrichiellaceae. The coding region runs from base 1 to 2142 and encodes 713 amino acids.